This is a messenger RNA of Hippocampus zosterae (dwarf seahorse), 1623 nucleotides long. Its product is annotated as rhamnose-binding lectin-like. Bases 104 to 1543 code for a protein of 479 amino acids. The record is from RefSeq and is a predicted model, not a curated record. NCBI's taxonomy places the organism in Eukaryota, Metazoa, Chordata, Actinopteri, Syngnathiformes, Syngnathidae. Gene Ontology annotation, molecular function: carbohydrate binding. The transcript has 18 exons.
GUCUGUGGCGGGGCUUCUAAUUAGCAGAUGGGCUGCAAGCCUUGCAGUCACUAUAAAGACAAGUGAUCCGCUUCCAAUUGUUACCGACUGGGCUGUGUGAAACAUGGAUUCCUACUGCUUCAGACUUAGUGCUGUGCUGUUGCUGGCAGCAACCGGUUUGCUCCUUACAGCAGUUUCUGAUUCUGUGGACCGAGUGACCACCUGUGAUAAUAAUGUGUGGCAAGUCCAUCGCUUGUACUGCGAUCGUGGCGUAAUCAAUGUGACGGGCUCUUUGUAUGGUCGCUCAAACUCGCUGGUCUGUGCUGAGGGCAAAUCUCAUAAACGACUGGCCAACACAAAGUGCAGUCAGCAAGGCACCGUGGACAAAGUCAAGACGAGUUGCAAUGGCAAGAAAUCGUGUGAAUUGGGCCUGAGUGAUUUCCGUACUCCUGAUCCCUGUGUUGGCACCUUCAAAUAUUUGCAGACCAACUUUACCUGCCUGGAAGCAAUUACUGUGGUAACUUGUGAGGGAUCCGUGGCACACUUGUAUUGUGGUAUGGGACGAGUUAUUGACAUCUAUGGGGCGGACUAUGGACGCCGCGACAAGACCACAUGCUCAUACAGAAGGGGCCCUCAUGGGCUGAAAAACAUCACAUGUCUGCAGCCAACUCCCCUUGUUGCCCAAAUGUGCAAUGGGAGAUUCAGCUGUUCAGUCACAGCCAGCAAUGCAGUGUUCACAGACCCAUGUGUAGGCACCUACAAGUACUUGGAGAUUUCCUACGCCUGUAAACCUCCUAAGGUGAGCCACCAGGGUGUACUGCAAUUUGGUGUGCAUUCCAUUAACAUGGAUUCCUACCGCUCCAGACUUAGUGCUGUGCUGUUGCUGGCAACAACCUGUUUGCUCCACGCAGCAGUUGCUGAUUAUGUGGACCAAGUGACCACUUGUGAUAAUAAUGUGUGGCAAGUCCACCGUUUAUACUGCGAUCGUGGCGUAAUCAAUGUGACGGGCUCUUUGUAUGGUCGCUCAAACUCGCUGGUCUGCGCUGAGGGCAAAUCUCAUAAACGACUGGCCAACACAAAGUGCAGUCAGCAAGGCACCGUGGACAAAGUCAAGACGAGUUGCAAUGGCAAGAAAUCAUGUGAAUUGGGCCUGAGUGAUUUCCGUACUCCUGAUCCCUGUGUUGGCACCUUCAAAUAUUUGCAGACCAACUUUACCUGCCUGGAAGCAAUUACUGUGGUAACUUGUGAGGGAUCCGUGGCACACUUGUAUUGUGGUAUGGGACGAGUUAUUGACAUCUAUGGGGCAGACUAUGGACGCCGCGACAAGACCACAUGCUCAUACAGAAGGGGCCCUCAUGGGCUGAGAAACAUCACAUGUCUGCAGCCAACUCCCCUUGUUGCCCAAAUGUGCAAUGGGAGAUUCAGCUGUUCCGUCACAGCCAGCAAUGCAGUGUUCACAGACCCAUGUAAAGGCACCUACAAGUACUUGGAGAUUUCCUACGCCUGUAAACCUCCUAAGGUGACUCACCAGGGUGUACUGCAAUUUGGUGUGGAUUCCAUUUGAGUGUCUGCCAUUUCAACAUCCUGCAUGUUAAACUCUUUGUACUUGUAUUCAUGUGAAAAUAAAACAUUCUUUCAAAAUGA